Nematolebias whitei (Rio pearlfish) is the source of this 3471-nucleotide messenger RNA. Its product is annotated as transmembrane channel-like protein 3. Gene Ontology annotation, molecular function: mechanosensitive monoatomic ion channel activity. Bases 1 to 3471 code for a protein of 1156 amino acids. The record is from RefSeq and is a predicted model, not a curated record. Gene Ontology annotation, cellular component: plasma membrane. NCBI's taxonomy places the organism in Eukaryota, Metazoa, Chordata, Actinopteri, Cyprinodontiformes, Rivulidae. The transcript has 22 exons.
AUGAGUUCAGGUUCUGACCCUCUAGCUGUGAGCAGCAGGACUCUGUCUGCAGCCAAGAGACACAAAAGUGUCCGGAAGAACUCCAGGAGGAUUUAUUCAGCCUAUCAGGGCUCGUCAGAUGACGAAGGUAAAGAUGAUGAGGGGGUGGACAGCAACGACCCGGAGGAAAUGUUCCAGAACAUUCAGUACCAGAAGGAGAUCAUCGCCAACAUCCGGACUCGACCGUGGCCCAUGAGACGCAAACUCAAAGUCCUCAAGCAGGCGAGAGUGAUCGUCCUGAAGUACGAAGGCCAGCUGACAAGAACCAGAGGGUACCAGACGGCUGGAGCUGAUCUGCUGAAGAAACUUUACCGUCUGCUGAACAACAUCGUUGUGACCUUCAUGCCGUGGGAAGUCAGGAUCAAAAAAAUAGAAAGUCACUUUGGAUCUGGUGUUGCCUCCUACUUUAUCUUCCUGCGCUGGCUCUUUGGGAUCAAUAUCGUCCUCACCAUAAUGACCGGAGCCUUUGUCGUCCUGCCGGAGUUGCUGGCCGGAGCUCCGUUUGGAACAACCAGAAGUAAAACGAUUCCCAAGGAGCAUCUACCAUCGGCUCAGGACUUGGACACCAUCUGGUCUCUUGGGGGGUACCUGCAGUACUCAGUACUUUUUUACGGUUACUACGGCAGGAUGAGGAAAAUCGGCAGCGCCGGCUACCGCCUGCCUCUGGCAUACUUCCUUGUUGGGAUGGCCGUGUUUGCCUACAGUUUCAUCAUUCUGUUACGAAAAAUGGCCAAGAACUCUCGUCUGAGUCUGGCCAGUGCUUCUGAUGAGAACUUCACCUUCUGCUGGAGGAUUUUCUGUGCGUGGGAUUACCUGAUAGGAAACCCAGAGGCUGCAGAGUGCAAAGGAGCAGCCAUCGUCAACAACAUCAGGGAAGCCAUUGUUGAGGAACAGGAGAAGAAGAAGGACACCAGUCUGGCGGUUCUGAUCAGUCUGCGGAUCUUAGCCAACAUUCUGGUUCUGCUGUCUUUAGCCGGCAGCAUCUACAUCAUCUACUUCGUGGUGGAACGGUCCCAGAAACUGGAGCAGGAGAAACCGGAGCUGACGCUGUGGGAGAAGAAUGAGGUCAGUGUGGUGGUCUCUCUCAUCACCAUGAUCGCGCCUUCGGCCUUUGAGCUGGUGGCUCAGCUGGAGAUGUACCAUCCCAGAACCUCCCUGCGGUUCCAGCUGGCCAGGGUUCUGGUUCUGUAUCUUGGGAACCUCUACAGCCUCAUUAUUGCUCUGCUGGAUAAAGUCAACAGUAUGAGUUCUGCUGUUCGGGGAGGUUCUGGUAACUGGACUGAGUCCAGUUCUUUCCUGGCCACUGUAUCUCAGCUUGAGACCACCAGUCUCUCCACCCAGGUGUCUGAGCAACAUAACAUCACCAUGGCAACUAUCACCACAGCUCUGAAGUUUACUAGUGACCAUCGGGUCCACCUGGGGCCAGUCUACAACCAGACAGGUCCUCUGGAGAAGAGCGCCCGCUCUCAGCAGGACCAGUGCUGGGAGACCUACGUUGGACAGGAGAUGCUGAAGCUCUCCAUUAUUGAUAUGAUCUUCACCGUGGCCAGCAUCCUCCUCAUCGACUUCAUCCGAGGUCUGGUGGUUCGAUAUCUGAGUGACUGCUGCUGCUGGGACUUGGAGAGCAAGUUUCCUGAAUAUGGAGAAUUCAAGAUCGCCGAGAACGUCCUGCAUCUGAUUUAUAACCAAGGAAUGAUCUGGAUGGGAGCCUUCUUCUCACCGUGUCUUCCUGCCUUUAACGUCUUGAAGCUGAUUGGUCUCAUGUAUCUGAGGAGUUGGGCCGUCCUCACCUGUAAUGUUCCUCAUCAGCAGGUGUUUCGAGCUUCCAGAUCCAAUAAUUUCUACCUUGCGAUGCUGCUGUUCAUGUUGUUUCUCUGCAUGCUGCCCACCAUCUUUGCCAUCGUGAGAUACAGACCAUCUGAGCACUGCGGACCCUUCAGCGGUCAGGAGAAGAUUUAUGACAUCAUCUCAGAGACGGUGGACACCGACUUCCCCCUGUGGUUCAGUAAAGUUAUGAGUUACGUCACAAGUCCAGUCGUGGUUCUGCCGGGUCUGCUGCUGCUGUUCAUGCUCAUCUAUUAUCUCCAGUCCAUUGCCAGGUCCCUGAAGUUCACCAACAACCAGCUGAGGCUACAGCUGCAGACGGAACGAACUGAGGACAAGAAGAAAGUCUUCCAGCUGGCUGCAGCCAGGCUCCAGGCUCCAGAACCUGCAGUGGAUAAAAACCUGGAUCAGCAGGAGACCGACAUCAUCAGCAAGGAGGCCUCCAUCCACACCACCCCCUCCCCCCGGAGAAACGGCAGCGUUACAAACGUCCAGUCUCCUGGUAACAGUGGUAACAGCAUCCGGACCAUCACCCAGUCUGCCUCUAGAACCAAGCUGAACCGAGGAACCAGGUCUGGAUCGGUCCGCAGCCCAGGAGUGACCAUACUGCCCAAACGCCGAGCAGAAUACAUCCCCAACAGGCCCAGACCCUUCAUAGGGGGUCCGAGUGGCACCUGCAGGUCCAAGUCCUGCCUCCACAUGGCCUAUAACUCCCCUGCACGUGGUUCUGACAGCAACCAGUCUGAACCCCUGUACAGGAAGACCGUCCGCCCCCUCCAGCCUGCAGAGGCUUCUGGGAUCGUUGCCGCUCAGAGUAAUGGAGGACGCCGCGGCCACGCCACCUGCUACGUGAUCGUCAACGAGCAUGAGCCCCGAAAGAAGCUGCUGCGCACGGCCACACGGAUCCCGUGUCAUUACGUGAUGGAGGAGCCCACAGAGAUCUUGGAGCUGUACCCUCGCAACAUCAGACGGUAUCCAACCCGCACCACCCACCACCAACCGCACUCCUACCGAUCCCACACCCCACAGCAUCUCAGCAAGGAGGAGGAGGAGGAGGAGGAGGAGGAGGAGGUGGAGUGGGAUAAAGGCAGGAGGAAGGUGUCACUAGGAAAAACCCAUAGGCCCCGGUCCCUGUCGGACCUCCACCAACAGGCACAGUUCUACAUCGGUGAAGGCCGUAACGAUACCCGCACGGCGAGGUACCGGCUCCAGGAGGACGACGAAGAGGACGACGGUAAAGGAGACAUGGACUGGGGUGAUCUGGACUUUUAUUCUCCAUCUCAGGUUGGUAGAAGAGCAGCUGAACCGGGCCGAAGUGGUCAUCACCUCCGGUACCCCAGAAGAUUGUGUCAGUCCCCAUCAAGAACCAGGCACCUGGAGUCUCAUGUAAAGCCCAAGCUGAGGGCCCAGAUGGAGACACCCCAAACAGAGUCGGACUCGGCCUCUGUGGCCUCCAGCAGCGACCAGCAGAACAGCAGCACGGACCAGUACAUUCAGGUGAUCCACAACAAGGAGCGCCACCUCAACACCGAGCUCAAGAACCUGUCCAAGACCAAGCUGGAUCUGAACUUCACCGAGUCUCAGGACCUGGUUUGCUCCAAGGUUUGA